Messenger RNA from Ilex paraguariensis (yerba mate), 261 nucleotides. Lineage: Eukaryota; Viridiplantae; Streptophyta; Magnoliopsida; Aquifoliales; Aquifoliaceae. The record is from the annotation of a GenBank genome assembly.
AUGAUGGUUGGGGGUGCGAAUGGUAGAAAUGCAAUAGUUCUUGAUGUGUUGCAUUCAUUUGGCUUCCAGCACUAUCAGUUCCAGGAUGCUAACUUCAGGUAUCUGGAUGAAAACAAAUCACUGAUUCUGAAGAUUGUUGAGAGCCAGAACUCAGGGAAACUGAGUGAGUGCGCCGAGAACCAAGCCAGGCUUCAGCGAAACCUAAUGUACCUUGCUGCUAUUGCUGAUUCUCAACCUCAACCACCUACAAUGCAUUCUCAG